AUGCUGAGUCAUGAUGAGGCUCUUUAUCAAGUAUCAAUAUCAUUAACUAUCGCUGUUAAAAAUUUAAUUAAACAUCUUCGUUUUUCAUCCGUUUCAGAUCUGGCAACAAUCAGGAAGAUUCUCGAGAACGAAACAGGUGGCACAACAUGUCCAAGUUGCAAAAUGCCUUUUGAUAAAGCCAAAAAGAGAAAGCUCAUCGACACUUGCGGACAUGACCGAUGUUAUUCAUGUAUGUUUAAAAACGAGUCAUGUAUGAUUUGUGCCAAUACGCAACGAAAUCAACGUCAGGAAGCUCAGCGUGUAACAUCAACUGAAUUUCAAAGAGGAAGCCUUAGAGCCACAUUUUUAAACGAUUAUGACACUGGUAUUGGCAGUUCGACGACUCUUGGCUCGCCACAACCAAUCUGCCGUUCGCAAGUUAAAACCAACGGAUGUUUUACAAACUACAUGCAGCCAACAGCACAGCAAGCAUUGCAAAGCAAACCACCGAAAUGUCCACAAAACACGCUCUCACACUUGAGAGGACUUGUUGACUUAAGCUCAAAUACAGUGACGACAAAAGCAGAAAUUUGCGCAACACCACCACAAAAUCGAAGACGUUUCUUCAUUCCGAAGCAUCUUCGAAGUCCUUUUGGAAUCUACAAGAAUCGUAACAAUGGAAAUAAUAAUGAACAGAAUUACACAUUCUCGGAUGAUGAAAGUGCCAACGUCAAGACAAGUCAACUUGGCUCUAAAUCGAAGACAGUUCGUGAUGACGAGCUUCAGGUGCGAUUGGGAUUGUUUCUCGAGAAUAAUCACACACAAGGACGAACAAAACAUAAACAGUCGUUGAGCUCACUGGGUUCAAACAACACAAGUCCAUUGUCAACCUUGACCAACUCUUCAGAAGCUGACAUGUCGAGAGGUUCGAUGCAUGAAAAAUCUCAGACAUCAAAGCGAGGCGGAUGUGAAUCAAUUGGUUCACUGCUUUCAGUGUCGAUUUCCGAACACAGCAAUGCAUCGUCAAAUUCACUUGGAAGACGUCAUUCGUUGACAGGAAAUCAAAAUCAAAUUGAUGGAUUGGAUGAGUUGGAGCAAUUUAAAGCACGUAAAGCUCCAGCUCGUCGUUCAGCGCGAUCUAUGCAACUGAGUUCACCGAUUGAUCCGAAAAUUCGUUUUGCACAAUAUCGACAGUCAGCACAAUUGCCACUUAAGCCUUUGUUCUUUGAGGUGCCACAUCAAGAAGCUGAUCCGAUUUUUGUUGGACGACAUUGGUUGGUGCGAGAAAUCUCUAAUGCAAUCACGAUGAAUGAGUGUCGAGGUGUUUUAAUAAAUGGAACACUUGGCACGGGAAAAACAAUGUUCAUGUUACAAAUGGUCGAAUAUUCUUGUUUUGGAAGGAAGAAAGAUUCGAUUAUUCAAGAACAUGAUGGAAUUUACAGUCAAGCGAACCUUCCAAAUGAGAGACUCCGUCAACUUGCUGGUCAUGUUGUCGCUUAUCAUUUUUGUCAGAGUGACAAUAGUCCGACAUGUAACGUUCCUGAUUUCAUACAUUCGCUUGCGGCACAACUCUGUCAAGCGCCUCAACUUGCUGCUUAUAAUGAAUUCCUUCUCAAUGAGCCGCACUUGCAGAAUGUUUUAAGUGUUAAGGAGUGUAUUGCUGACCCUCAACGUGCCUUAAAGAUGGGAAUUUUAGAGCCUCUCGAUAUGCUUAAACGUCAAGGAAAGAUUUUAAGUCGCUAUUGUAUUAUUCUCAUCGAUGCCCUUUGUGAAUCGGAAUAUCAUCGACCUGAUUAUGGCGAUACGAUAACAUCUUUCUUAAGUACAAUGUGUCAUGGUUUUCCUCCGUGGUUGAAGGUCAUCGCUACUGUGCGAUCACAAAUGAUCGACUACACGAACACUUUGCCAUUUACAAAAAUCUCACUCGAUAAUUGGCUCAACGAUGCAAUGCAGAAAGAUAUCUUGGAUUACAUUAUUUUAAGAUUGAAUCAUAGUCCAUCGAUACAAAAUAACAUCAGUAACAUUUCAUCGAGUGGAACGUUUUCAAUGAGUCGUGAAGGAAGCUCUGGAAAGUUUGCGCAACAUCUUUUAUCACUCAGUAAAGGUUCAUUUUUAUUUGCAAAGUUGACACUUGAUUUGAUUGAAAGAGGAAGUUUAGUUAUUAAAUCGAAUAGCUUUAAAGUUCUUCCAGUGACAUUGUCACAAAUCUUUUUGUUAAGCUUCAACUUGCGAUAUCCAACACAAAGUGCAUUUGAAAAAGUUUCAUCGAUUCUUGCUGUUUGCCUUGCGGCACUUCAUCCAUUAACACUCAUCGAAAUCUUUCAUUCAAUCAAUUCACUCGUCACUGAAAUGCCUUUGGAAUGGAAUGAAUUCUUGAAUCGUUUCAAAAUGUUAGCUGGUUUCUUAGUGAAGAGAAUCGACAACACUUACAUGUUCUUUCAUCCAUCAUUCAGAGAGUGGUUAAUAAUGCGACGUGAUGAAAGUGAAAGUUCAAAGUUUUUAUGUGAUCUUCGGACUGGUCAUGCUGCAAUUGCAUUUAGAAUGUCACGUUUACAAGCGCCACUUGAUCCAGAACAGACACAAGAACUUUGUCAUCAUAUUUUGAAAGCUCACAUUUAUCGAACUCCACCUUUGAAUCAAUCGCCACGUGAUCUUCAAGCUUAUUGGGUCACAAGCUCAUCAAAAUGUGUCUCAUCAACAUUAUGUGCUUUGAGAAAUGUCUACAAUCCGAAUUUAAAAGUUUCAAGACUUUUACUUCUCGCUGGGGCUAAUCCCGAUCACAAUACAAACUUCUUCGGCGACGCUCCAUUACUUUGUAUAGCAGCACAUGAAGGAAUUCUUGGCAUGGUGAAUCUCUUACUUGAAUUUGGUGCUGAUGUUGAGAAGACAAACAAUCAAGGAUUUACUCCAUUGAUUCUAGCAUCGAUCAAAGGUCAUUAUGAGAUUGUUCAACAAUUGGUUGCUUCGGGAAGUUCACUUGGACAGACUGAUGUGCAGAAACGAUGUGCUUUAGUGCAUGCAGCAUUAAAUGGUCAUAAUCACAUUGUUAAAUAUAUCUUGGCAUGUGAUUGGACAUUACAUGAAACAAGAAAAGAUUUAACGUUAAUGAAUAGUUCAAAGCAAGCUUUAGUUGCUGCCGCUGGUCGUGGCCAUACAUCGAUUGUUGAAGAUUUAUUAAUGACACUUCCCGACUUGAAUGUUGAUUCUGUUGAUUACAUCACUGGUGAAAGUUCACUAACAAUAUCAGCUUCGAAUGGUCACACAGACACGGUGUCAAUUCUUUUAUCACGUGGUGCAAGUCACGAUGAUAAGAAUCGAAAAGGAAUGUCAGCACUUUUACUUGCUGUUAAAGAAGGUCAUUGGAAUAUUGUUGAAAGAUUAAUUCAAUGUGGAGCUGCUCUUGAACAGAAAGAUAACAGUGAUCGUAAUUCUUUGAUGAUCUCAGCUGAAGAAGGUCAUGUCGGAAUCAUGGAACUUCUACUUAAUAAAGGCGCUAGUCACAGUGUCGUUGAUAAAGAUGGUUUGAGUCCAUUAAGUUGGGCAUGUUUGAGAGGCAAACAUUUAGCGGCGAAAAGUCUUCUUGAACAUAAUGCAGAUAUUCAUCAUCAAGAUAAUCAUCAACGAACUCCACUUGACUUAGCUGCUUAUCAGGGAACUGGCGAACUUGUUCAAUUAUUACUUGAGAAUGGAGCACAACUUGAGCAUGUUGAUGAGAAAGGAAUGCGACCAAUUGAUCGAGCUAUUGCUUGUCGUAAUAUUAAAGUAGUGCAAGUCUUUUUGAAACAUGGAGCAAAGCUUGGAAGUUCAACUUGGAUUUUAUCACAAAGUAAACCCGAAAUAAUGAUUGUUUUACUCAAUAAAUUACUGGAAGAUGGCAAUGUUUUAUAUCGAAAGAAUCGUCUCCAAGACGCCAGUCAUCGAUAUCAAUAUGCGUUGAAGAAAAUUCCGACUGAAGUAACGCCACAAGAAGAAGGCGACGAAGAUGACGGACACAUUGCAACUUAUCAACAAUUGAAGUUUAAUUUCCUGAUUAAUUUAUCGAGAUGCAAACGGAAGAUGAAUGAAAUUUCUGAAUCAAUUGAUUUGGCAUCAUCGGCGAUUGAUAUUAAGCCGAAUAAUUAUGACGGAUAUUACGCCCGCGCAAAAGCACUGAUGGAAGCGAAUAAUGUUGAAGAUGCUCUCACCGACACUAAACUGGCUUUAGAUAAAGUGAAACUUCAGCAAAAAUAUCAGAAAAUUCCGAUGGAGGUAAAGGAAACUCUCAACAGACUAUCAGAUGAAUUGAGUAAGCGUGUGACUUCAAAUGGUUAUCAUGCAUUUCUUGAAAGAGCUUCUCAACUUCAAAAGGAGACAACUGACUUGUGAAGUGCUUCAAAAAUAAUUUUAAAUAAACUUAUAGUUGAUAUCUUGUGCAAUACAUAAAGAAACGAUAUUGUCGAUGACAAUAAUCUUGACAAUAAUGAUGAUGCACUAAAAGAUUAAAUUAAUGUAAUUAAUGAUGACGAUGAUUGAUCUUUUAAUUAAUUUUCUUAUCUUUUGAAAAUAUUAUAUUACAUUUUAUUAUUAUAAUUCUUAUUUGUGGACAUUUUUCUUUUAAUUAUCUACUUAUGUAAAUAAAUGAAUUAAAAUAUUUUAAAUAUAUAGAAGAAGUUUUUUAUAAUGUCUGUUUUAGAUAUGAAAUCCAGAAGAAUCUAUGAAAAAAUGUGGAUUUAUGUGGUUUAAAAAUUGAAUUAUAAGUCAU
Messenger RNA from Clunio marinus, 4720 nucleotides. NCBI's taxonomy places the organism in Eukaryota, Metazoa, Arthropoda, Insecta, Diptera, Chironomidae. The record is from the annotation of a GenBank genome assembly.